AUGUCCUCAGAGGCUUCACCACCACCACGCCGGCUCGCAUCGUCUCCUCGGCAAUUGUCUAUAGUGAUGGAUGGAGAUGAAAAUACCCCUUCAACUUCCCGAAUGACUCGUUCAAAUGCAUCUACUAGACACAGCACUGGUGAAGAUUUAGACUCAUCUCGGUCUACUAUUCCGUUCCCCUCAGCGCAGAAUGAGCCAAACAAUGACCGACCAGAGGAAAGCCAAGGAAACUUCUCAGCGGUUAUCCAAGCUCUUCGCAGUAUUGUGCAAACGCCACCUCCCAGCGACGAUGGGCGCAACCUGACCCCAGUUCCUCCUGCUUCUCCCUUGCAAUCGUCUUCAACACCUCAGCUUGCCACACCUCUUCAAGUACCUAAACCGUCUCUACCUGCGUAUCACUCUCCGUCGGAGGACCUUUUGCAAGUGUCGACUAAUCCACCUCGUACUGGUUCCCCUGCCCAUGGUACUCCGAAACAUACCCAUACGACUCGGAGCACACCCACCAAGGGUCGUUCUUCGGCCGGUUCCCGCUCUCGAUCCCAAUCUCCCCGCCGGUUCUGGCCGUUGUCUCGAAUAGCUUCACCCGGGGAGCCUUGGGAAGCCAAGGAUCCGUAUAGGCUCCACCUUCAGUUGGACAAACUCCGUCGACGACGGGACACCAUGCUGAAAUGCUGGGACCAAGCGCUUCGCCAAAUGUACCGACAUUUCCUUUUACGCCUUCCCAGUGUUUAUUUCACCCGGGUCAGCAAGGUGUUUGAAGAGGCUGAGCUCAGUCGAGUGGAAGUGCAAAAGAUGAUCGAUGCUAGCAAACGUGCCCGGAAUAGGAGAAUACGGCGUGGUCGGCGGCAAGCACAAAGUGAAAGCCAAGCGUCGCAGGAUCUUGACUUUUGGCCGAACGAGCGGGAAUGGACCACGCCGAUCGUUUCUCCGUCGUUACAGCGUUUCAAGCAAAGCUGGGAUGAGUUUAUGGACUCUCUUCAGAAAGAAUGGAAAACCUUGAAUGUGGUGUCUGCACUGCUUUUGUCUGCUAUUUUGACAAUGUUCCAGGUCGAAGGAAGUGAUGAACCAGUUAUGCGAACCGCAGCUCUAAUUGCGCUUGUUUGUGCUUUGUGGAGUCUGACAUUUGGGUGCAUCUACAUCCUCCGUUUUUCCACCAUGCGAAGCAUGCAUAAAGCUUCAAGAUGGGCCGAAGAGGCACAAAAACACACGACCGGUAUUUGGUGGAAUGUUUGGGUCUUCCUUUCCUUGCCCUCGGUCUUUCUCGCGUGGUCGGUAAUUUCGUUUUGCACAGCCAUCAUGGCGUUUUCUUGGACAACCGGGAGUGUCACCCCGCCGUCUCCUAUUUCCGACAAGGCUGCCAUCGGACCGAGACUCGGAAUCACCACAGUCUUCCUCCUCGGGCUGGUUUAUUUUUACAGGGCUGUUAAAACCUUGAAGAAAUACGCAGAUCCGCUUCCUCGGCAUUGGGCGCUCCAUAGCCCUACCCCUAUUUCAGCGCUUGACCCGAGCCCAGGGACCGAAAUUCCGGAACUAGACCUGGAACGUGCGGAAGGUAUCGCACUGGGGAAUGUCAAGGACGCCGCUGACCGUGCCGAAGCGGAGGAAGAGGCUCAGAGGGAUCGAGAGCGCGGAAGAGGGAUGAUUCGAGGUUUUAGGAAUUUUGUGUGGUAG
Molecule: messenger RNA, 1671 nt
Organism: Rhizoctonia solani
Lineage: Eukaryota; Fungi; Basidiomycota; Agaricomycetes; Cantharellales; Ceratobasidiaceae
Exons: 5
Coding region: 1-1671 (556 amino acids)
Source: RefSeq, a predicted model, not a curated record